GUCAUAAAUACAAGCAAACUCAGUCAAAAGGUCAAAAAAGCUUCAAUCUUCGAACCUUCCCCGUUCCUCCCCUCAUUUAUUCUCUCUAUAAAUUCCCCUUCGGUUUCUCUUUGCCGCCAUAGCCAUUACCAAACUAGAGCUUUUUUCUUUUAUCUCUUGAAGAUGAGAAACCAUUUCUUCAAGUCUUUAACGCCUUCGCAUUCUCCUGCCAGAACCACGCCGUCUCAUUCCCCUGCUAGAACCACGCCGUCGCACGGCCUCUGCGAGUCUCUAAUGGAGGAGAAUAUUGAAGUUGCAGAAACCCUAAUUACGAAAUGGGACUCUGCUUCUUCGUCUUAUGCCGAUAUCACUCCUCUGUUCCAAGACGACCGCUACGAGGCUAAACAGUACCUGAAGGCUGUCAAGGAUUUGCAGACGGCGAUGGAUUAUUUCGGCACCGAGCAUACGAACUCUCACCAUCUUGUUCGCGCUCAGCGUCUGAUGCAGACCGCGAUGAAGAGGUUGCAGAGGGAGUUCCACAGGAUUUUGGCGGAGAAUCGGACGCAUCUGGAUCCGGAAUCCAUUUCGAAUCGGUCGUCUAGGAAUUCGGUUCUCACUGGUAACUCUGAUUUGGAGGAUGAUUCUGAGGACGAUUUGCGAUUUGCGAACGAGAAUGUUUCCGAGGAGGAGCGGAUGUCGAGAUCGGCCAUAGCGGAUUUGAAAUCGAUUGCGGAAGGUAUGAUUUCUGCUGGUUAUGGAAAAGAGUGUGUGAAGAUUUAUACUGUCAAUCGGAAAUCGAUUGUUGAGGAAGGACUGUAUAAUCUUGGAGUUGCGAAGACGAGUUAUCACCAUGUUCAUAGGAUGGAGUGGGAGGUUUUGGAAGUGAAGAUCAAGAACUGGUUGAAUGCUGUUAAAAUUGCUGUUAAAACUUUCUUCGAAGCGGAGAAAUACCUCUGCGAUCGAGUUUUUUGGAGUUCCGCUUCGAUUAGAGAGUCUGUUUUCUCUGAAAUUACCAAAGACAGCGCUCUAACACUGUUCGGCUUCCCGGAAAUGGCGGUGAAAUCGAAGAAAUCUCCCGAGAAAAUUUUCCUGAUUCUCGAUCUGUACGAAGCGAUCUUCAAUCUCUGGCCGGAUAUCGAAUCAAUGUUCGCCUGCGAAUCCACGGCCUCCGUCCGAUCUCUGAUCGACCAUUCGCUAACGAAAAUCGCGGAAAGCAUCCGCUCCAUGCUCGUCGAUUUCGAAUCUCACAUCCAGAAAGACUCCUCCAGAACGCCAGUACCAGGCGGCGGAGUUCAUCCACUCACUCGCUACGUGAUGAACUACAUCGCAUUCCUCAGCGACUACAGCGGAGUCCUCCCAGGAAUAGUCGCGGAUUGGCCGUUGAUGCUUCACUCCACAUUGCCGGAAUCCUUCUUCGGCGGAAACGAUUCGGAAGAAAAUCCUCUCGCCUUACGCUUGGCCUGGUUGAUUUUAGUUCUCCUCUCGAAGCUCGACAGCAAAGCGGAGGUGUACCACGACGCGCCUCUGUCCUACAUCUUCCUGGCGAACAACCUCGAGUACAUCGUCGUGAAGGUACGAACCUCAAAUCUGAGAUCCGUUCUAGGAGACGAGUGGAUCGAGAGCCACGAAGCGAAGGUGAAGCAGUACGCAUCAAGCUACAUACGGAUGGGAUGGAGCAGAGUGUUCUUAUCACUGCCGGAGAAUCCGAUGGGGGAGAUCUCGCCGGAGAGAGCAAGAAAACACUUCCACGAUUUCAAUAUCGCAUUCGAAGAAGCCUACAAGCAUCAAGCGUCGUGGAUCGUGACGGAUUCAAAGCUGCGUGAGCACAUCAAGAUCACGCUGGGGAAGAAACUCGGGACGCUCUACGGUGAGUUCUACAUCAACUACCGGGCGCGAUUGGAGAAUCUUUACGGAAAUGAUUCGGAGGUGAGAUUUGCGCCGGAUGAUUUGGGGAACUACUUGUCGGAUUUGCUUCACGCAGAUGGGAAUUCGGGAGGGAGUGUUUCUUCAAUGUCGUCAUUAUCGUCGUCGCCGUAUCACUUUCAUGGUGGUCGGCGAAGUGGAUGAGGCGGCAGAUAAGGACAAACUUAAGAAAUGAUGUGUGAGGAUAUAAUCUUCGAGACGUGUAUAAAGCAAAUUUAUUUUAAUUUAAUUUUUUUAAAAAAUUAUUUUGUAUGGAUUGGAUAUGAACGUAAUGUAAAUUCCGUUUAAAUCUCAAACGCAUGGGGACCACCAGAUUAGUAUGUA
Molecule: messenger RNA, 2226 nt
Organism: Cucurbita maxima (winter squash)
Lineage: Eukaryota; Viridiplantae; Streptophyta; Magnoliopsida; Cucurbitales; Cucurbitaceae
Product: exocyst complex component EXO70H1-like
Exons: 1
Coding region: 163-2046 (627 amino acids)
Biological process (GO): exocytosis
Cellular component (GO): exocyst
Molecular function (GO): phosphatidylinositol-4,5-bisphosphate binding
Source: RefSeq, a predicted model, not a curated record